AACAACAUGACUUGAACAUCCAAGUCACGACUAAUAACUUCACCUGGGUGACUUAAUAGGUACCUACCAGGUAGUUGAGGGCUUCCGAAGCUACCGUGCUCCCGCCACCAGUAUGCAAGUUUUUGCAUCUCUGGGUUGAGAUUAACUAAUCUCGUCUCUAUGACAACUUAGAAAUUGCUGGUGUCAUUCGACAUACCCAGGUCCAACCCUAGUCAUGGCCGGAGGCAUCCCAGCAAAUGAUGGGUCACAAGGUGUGUCGGAUGCCUCAAGAGAUGGGGAAAUAUUAUACAACUACCACCAAUUACACAUGUCGCUCGACAAAGACGUAGACGCUGUCUUCUGUUUGUGUAGCCUUGAUCCACGCGUGGCAGUGCGCGCUGCCCAGCUCUUCCUUGACGGAUACGGAAGAUAUCUCAUAUUCGCUGGUGGAGUUGGAAGGCUGACUAAAGGUCGUUAUGAUAAACCGGAGGCUGAAGUUUUCGCCGAUAUAGCUCUUGAGAUGGGUGUUUCGAAGGAAAAGCUUCUUGUAGAGCCUCUCUCAACAAACACCGGCGAGAACAUUCGUUUCACAUACGCGCUGCUCCAAGAAAGAGGGCUCCAGCUCCAGUCCUUCUUGCUUGUUCAGAAACCGUAUAUGGAAAGACGUACAUACGCGACCUUCAAGAAGCAAUGGCCAGAUCCCAACACGAAGAUUACCGUCACAUCACCUCAAUUCAAAUGGAACGAAUAUCCGAAUGAGAGUAACCCAGAGAAUCUAGUUAUCAACAUUGCUGUUGGUGAUUUGAUUCGCAUUCGGGAAUAUCCGCUGAAGGGCUUUCAGAUUCCUCAAGAUAUCCCCGGCAAUGUCUGGGAAGCAGCUCAACGACUUAUCCGCGCUGGUUAUAAUAGUCAUCUCCCUUGAAUAUAACGACAUAUAGUUGAUCAAAUGUGACCCUAUUAGCUACUUAACUCUAAGAGCCUCUCAUCUUUCUAUACAAGCCUACCCAGGCGAUAAACCUAUUCCCAAGGGUUUCUUAAUAUUAUUAUUGAGACAUCUGGCCACUUAUCUAAAAAUGAAUAGAAGCUAAACAGUUGACAGGUAACAUCCUUAGUCGGAAUACUAACCCAACAUACCCACUUCUACCGAACAGAGGCACCAUCUGGUCCGCGCUGUACCGUAACCAUAGCGACACCAUUCAAAAUAUUAGACUUCCUGAAAACAUAAAGAUAACUCAAACAUUGCCAGAAACUUACCGGUGCGUGUCAUCAGACCCGAACACCAAAGAUAGCAGAAGAUACUACGAAAACAUUACAAAUCAUCACAAAGG
Molecule: messenger RNA, 1307 nt
Organism: Annulohypoxylon maeteangense
Lineage: Eukaryota; Fungi; Ascomycota; Sordariomycetes; Xylariales; Hypoxylaceae
Product: DUF218 domain-containing protein
Exons: 1
Coding region: 215-901 (228 amino acids)
Cellular component (GO): plasma membrane
Source: RefSeq, a predicted model, not a curated record